CUAGCCUACACACGGGUAACAUCUACAGAUUCUACGUAGCUCAGAUAAAGACUUCUGCGUCGACAUGCUGUUGUUAAAGCAUGCAAUUUGUUGUUAAACUCGCUGUUUUGCUCAGCUGUCUUCCCUUACCUAGCGCCGGUGAGUUCCACACCCUGCAGUAUGUCUACACCGCUACAUCUGGAAUCUCAGACAUUCCAGAUUUUAUAAGUGUUGGGAUCUUGGAUGGUGUGGAAAUUAGUUACUAUGACCCCAGUCUAAAAAGGAACAUUCCCAAGCAGGACUGGAUGGGGCCACUGGAUCAGGAGUACUGGAAUUCAGAGACGGGAAUAUCUAAGAAUUAUGAGCAAAUCUUCAAGGUGGACCUCGACAUUUUAGGGAAACGCUUUAAUCAUACUAAAGGAGUGCAUGUUUUGCAGAAAAGAUAUGGCUGUGAAUGGGAUGAUGUCAGUGGAGCCACUGGUGGUCAUGAAGCGUUUGGUUAUGAUGGGGAAGACUUCCUCACACUAGACCUAAAGAGCAUGACAUGGAUUGCACCAGUGCAACAUGCUGUCCCAACCAAACAUCAGUGGGACGAAACAGAGCGUUAUAUAAACAGAUAUAUUUAUUUCAAGGAGACGUGUGCUGAUUGGGUGAAGAAAUAUGUUGCUUAUGGGAGCAGCACUCUGGGGAUGAAAGUCCCCCCACAGGUCUCUCUGUUCCAGAAGGACUCCUCAGCGGUGUGCCACGCUACAGGUUUCUACCCUGAGGGAGUGGUGAUCACCUGGAAGAGAGAUGGAGAAGAGAUGCAGGAGGAUGUGGAUGUGGGGGAGACGCUGCCCAAUAUGGAUGGAACCUUCCAGAAGAGAGCUGUGCUUACCGUGUCACCUGAGGAGUGGAAGAAGAACGAGUACACCUGUGAAGUGACACACAAGAGUGGAGAGCCCAUCAUCAAGAUCCUGAUUAUAGAAGAUGGCUAUCCCUUUGGACUCAUUAUUGCCUGUGUUGUUGGUGCUCUUGUUGUGAUUGGUGUGAUUGGGUUUGUCAUGAUGAAGAAGAAGAAGACAUAUUACAAGGCAGAUUACAAGGCAGAUGCGUCUAGUGAUUCGGAUUCCCACCACACGCCACGGAAUAGAGCAGACUGUUGAGCAUGAACAGUGAAGGAGUGAAAGAAGAUAAAGAAGAUUAUAUUUUUGUAUGUAUUUUCGGAUUUGUUUGUUAUUUUUUAUACAACAAUUGGGUUCUAUGAAGCUGUUUCUUUGUUUCUGAUUGGCCGAGAGACGUUCCAUGAGUUGAAAUAUCCCACGAUAAUCCACUCGGACUUUUCACAGCUAAUAAUAAAUCACUCUGCGAUACAAUGUCAAGUUGUGAAGUGUGAAACGAACUGUCACGUUGCAUCCAAGCUGAAAUACAGACGCUCACAACAUAGAAUAUGACGGAGGUGGACAUUAGCUAGUUGGAUGGCAUGUAGGCUAAGUAAAAUAGUGAUGUUUCAAAGCUAAAAGCAUGUCCUAACCAGACGCAAUGCGAGCUAACGUUUAUUAGGCUACAUUGCUUGACAACGGGAGAGAUAGAACUAACGACUGGCUUUUGGCCAUAGCAACCAUCCAUUUAGAACUAGUAACGGCAGUUUGUCCUGCAAGUAAUAGAAAUUUGUGGCGGAUUUCCGGCCUCGAGGCUACGGCCAAACAACACCCGUGGGAAUAUUCAGCAACAACCCACUCCCACUCGUGCUAUAUUAAACGAAUGGGUCGUUAUCUGGGUAGCAAUGCUUGGGCAUUAUUAUUCAUAGGCAGCCCAAACUUUGACGGGUGGAAGAGAGACAUGUUCUCAGUAUGAUCAAACCAAUUAAAGUUUGUACGGCAUUCUCAUUGAUUUUCUACAAUGCCCUAGAUCUGGGAAAAAGUGCAAAAGGGGUAUGCCUCCCCAGACCAUCACUGAGCCACCACCAAACCGGCCAUGCUGAAUGAUGUUCCAUGACCAGACCCUUUCAUGUCUGUCACAUGUGCUCAGAGUGAACCUGUUCUCAUCUGUGAAAUUAUGUCAGUUAUUAGCUGUUAGCUAAUUAGCUGGUUUGAAUUGCAUUGAGCUCAAUGAGAAUGAAACCAGCUGACAUUAAGCAUGCCAAACUCUUAGUAUGUGAAGGGUAUGGUGUUGAUGUGGGGUUAUUUUAAUUCCAAAGGCCAAGGAUUUUAUCAGGGUGCAUAGUGUCCUGGAUCCAUUAAAUAACUGGCCUUUAAAAAUAAAAAAUAAAAAUCCUCUAUGGGAAUUUAACAUGGGCGUUCCAAUACUUAUGACCCCUGUAUUUUAAGGAAUGCCUUGACCCCCAUAUGAACUUCAGUCACAUCUUAUUCUUAAGGGUUUGAUAUGAUGUUGGCCCACUCGUCCCAUUGGUCCAGUCAUACUGAGAACAUGUCUGUGUCCCACCCUACAAAAUUUGGGCUGGCUGAAAGUAACACUUUCCAAGAUGGUAAUGCCCAAACAUGGCUUCCAAGAUAACGCAUUUCUGUCACAAAAUGACGGGUGACAUAUCAGAAACAUUGGAAGUUAAGAUGCAUUCCCAAUGUGUUUAUUAUUUUACUAAUGUAUUUUAUGGUCAUUGAAAAGCAAUGAAGAUGCAUUGAAAAAGCCUAUUUUUGCAAAAAAAACAAAAAAAGAAAGAAAAAAAAGCCUGUUUUUAUAAUAAAAUGCUUGAUUAUAAUAAUAUUUAUUAUCAGUGUUUAAUAGAUUUUUAUUGUUCUGUUAUUAUUUGGGGUUUGAAGACCCCCUCACCUGUUGUCCCGUCUCCCCCUUGUCAUAGCUUCUCAUUGUGUGAAUCACUGUGAUGCAGGAUACUGGAACGUGAUUCCUAUAGGUGCCUCUUGAGAAGUUUGAGAAGGUGAAAAUUAACUAGUCUGCUAGAUUUCUCUAGCAAUUUUUUGCUAGAGAAUUUUUUUUUUUAUUAUUAUUAUUUUCACAUAUUUUUUUACUUAUUGUCUUGUCUUAAACGGAAAACUUUCGGAAGUGACUGCCUGAAUAAACAGUCAUGUAAGUAAACCACCAGUGCCUUUUUAAGUUCUUGAUGUCUCGUUUUAAAUGUC
Messenger RNA from Sardina pilchardus (European sardine), 3056 nucleotides. RefSeq names its product BOLA class I histocompatibility antigen, alpha chain BL3-7-like. Lineage: Eukaryota; Metazoa; Chordata; Actinopteri; Clupeiformes; Clupeidae. Gene Ontology annotation, biological process: immune response. The coding region runs from base 81 to 1124 and encodes 347 amino acids. The record is from RefSeq and is a predicted model, not a curated record. The transcript has 8 exons. Gene Ontology annotation, cellular component: external side of plasma membrane.